GUUUAGAUGCAACCCGGGUUCUCGAAUCGUGAAUGCGCCCAAAAUAUGAAAAAUAUUUCCGAACCGUGGACAUUUUAUAUUCAAAAUGCAAAGUACGCUUUGGGAGUUUAAUUGAUGAGUAGCAGUACAGCUUUUUGUUUAAAAAUUAGUUCCGCGCGCUUACCGGAGCGGAGAGUGAAGCUUACAAAUGUGAAAAGAUUUCAAUUCUGAAUCCGGUGCUACAUGCGGCAUUCAAGGGUGUUGAGCGGAGCCGUAAUCACGUGAUCAGCGAGUGAACCGAGCAGCUGAACGCUGUAUCAGUGCCCAAAAAAAAACGACGGAAAAAUUCAAGCUCGGAGAACUCAGAUCAAAAUACCGAAAACACGAAGUGUUCGUCUUCCUUGUUCUUUUUAUCAAAUAGAAAGAGAUGCCGGAAAUGGAGACCAUCGAGCGGCUAAAGUUGAGUUCGGAAUGGGAUUUUAGUGCAGUGCUAGUGCUGUGUUCGUGUAGUGCAGUGUGAUGAAGGUGUAAUCGGCGGCGUAACACCGAAUACACCAUCAUUUUGUACCGAGUGAAUGGUGUCCCACCAUUUUCACAUCAUGCGGGCACCAAAUUAUUUCCCAAUGCAAAUAAAGUGUACUCCAAGCUCACUCCUACCAAUUAACGAACGCUACAGUAGCCGCUUCCCAGCUGUGUGCUUCAAGCACGGUGCAGCACAGUGUUCUGUGUUUGGGACGCAAAAGUUAUCAGCUCUCGAAGCGCAGUAAGGCUGGAACACGAAUUCGCGCUUGAAGCAUUUGCGCGCGCAAAGGCUCGAUUGCGUGCUCAAAAGCGUCAGCUGGAAAGCGGCUAGUGUCAUGGUGCGUACGAUAAGUCCGAACUACUGACACUUUUUACCCUGACCCGUCAUUAAUGCGCACUUUUUACACCAUUCGUACCGUGCAGCGUACAUUUUCCGGUGUAGUUCAGAUGGUUGCGUUCCAAAACAUACCUGCACCGCACUAACGCUCACCGGUUCAGACAAAUCGUACGCACCAUCAAUAGUGUAAAAAGUGUCGACAGUUUCUACCAUUCCGAACUCACCCUAACUAACUUCACUAUUGUUUAUGUCAUUUCAAGUAAAAGGCGCGAAACAGGUGAUUGUCAUUCCUUCUUGACCGCGAAAAUCAUUUUUCGAGCAGUCAUGUCUUCCAGUACCUCGCCGGGAAUUUCUCCAAAAAUGAAUGAAAGGGCCAAAGAUAUUUCGCUAUUCGACCCGGAUACCAAAGAUUCAGGCUUCUCUGAGGAUUCCCUAGAAGCCAGUGAGAAAUUAUUGGAAUACCCUUACCAGCUAGAUGACGAGAUGACUAUAUGCUUUUCCCCCCUUGUGGAGGCUUUUGAGGCCACCCCAAACGAAAAAACACAGUCGGGCAAAAAGAAACGUAUGUUUUCUAGCCCCAUCAGGCAAAGCCCUUCAUUAAUUGCCGCAAACUCGAUGAAAAGGCUCCGACUAUUCGACUCAGACACCCCGAAUAAAUCAGUGGCUUCUGAAGACUUUACUCAAGAUUUCUUAGCAGAAGGUUCCAAGAAUGAUGACCCAUUGGGGCCUUCAUUCAAAAUAAGAAAAGUGGAGCAAUACGAUGCCCGAAGAGGGGUUAUUAAAGAAGCUGUCGAGAAGUCUUCUGAAGGUAAUUUGAUUGGGGAUUUUUCUAAAGACUAUGCCUUGCCUUUGAUCAACGAGUCCCAUUCUGAACUAAAAAUGAUUUCUGCGGAUACCAUGAGGGACGUUUUGGAUGGGAAAUACAAGAAUGUGCUCCACUCGUUUAAGAUAAUUGACAGCAGAUACCCCUACGAAUAUGAAGGAGGACAUAUCCGCGGAGCAGUAAACUUGUACACUGCCAACACUUGUCUGAGAUUACUCGACAACUCCGCACAUCCCAAAGACGAAAGACACAUCUUGAUUUUCCAUUGCGAAUUUUCCAAAGAAAGAGGCCCACGUAUGAACAGAUGCUUGAGAAAAGAAGACCGUACGAGAAACGCUUUCAACUACCCGGCCUUGAAAUUCCCAGAAAUGUAUGUCCUGGAAGGCGGUUACAAGAAAUUUUUCAAUAAUCAUCCCGAAUACUGCGAACCUAAUACCUACACCCCCAUGUUGAAUCCUGAAAAUCUUGACGAUUUGAAAUUUUUCAGGAAAAAGGGUAAGACUGAAAAUGUAUCGGGAACCAGCAAGAAAGGUCCUACUACUAAGAUGACAAGAAGUUCUCAUGGUAUAAGGAAGACAUUAUCUGAUGGCUUCUUUUAAGGAAGUAUACAUUUAUUUUUUUAUAUUUUUAAUUAUUUGAACUGAAAAUGAGUCCUAUGUUACUUUUGCAUCAAUGCAAUUUAGUAAUUUCAAAUUUUCUUACCAUAAUUAGCUCCAGUGAAAGACAGGUACAACAAAGUACCCAGUGAUUUUUGCAAAUGUGAAUCUAGUAGAAUUUAUAGAAUGUUUAUUUCUAACAUUCCAAUAUCUUAUUUUAUUAUUAUCAACUUUUAUGCAUUAUUUUGUAUAUAUUCCAUGUUCAAAAAUAUUGCGCUUCCUAUGAGAGUAGAUUUUUUUCAAUCUACCUAUUUAUAACAAUUUUAUAUUAUGUGAUAAUAAUUUAGGUUAUAAACUAUACAUUGCAUCAAUGUUUACAGAUUAUUUUGAAUUAUAAUUUGUUGGAAUUUUCCCACAUUUUGGUAUUGUGAUUUUUCUAUUCGUAAAUACCUUGUCUUGCUUAUUUGUUUUUUAGAUUAAAAUUGUGCCAUAAUUUGCACCAUAUUUUUUUUUGCAUCACACUAUAUAAAGUAAGUACGACAAGGUAAAUAUAUAAUUUAAUUUUGAAAAUUAUAAUUUUUUUGUUCUAGUGCAAUUAAAUAUCAUUACGCUUUUAUUUAGAUAUUAUUUUUAGAGUUUCUAUGAGUUGGAAGAAUUUUUAUAAUUUAAUUAUUUUUUAAGAAAGCCAAAUUGUUUAUUUUUUUUUUGUGCAAUGUUUCCAUAGGUUAAGUAGAAUUUUCAUGUGUAGUGUGGUCCCUAUGUUUGAUGAUUUCUUCUGUAUUUUGAUAACGUAAUAGGAUCUAGUUGAAGAAUGGACAUUCCAUGAUUCUAAUUGAAUAACUCAAUUUGAUAGUGAUUAAUUUAUUGGACAUACAUUAUUUUUAGAAUUGUUCCAUCAAUAAAGAGGUAUCAAUUAA
Ceutorhynchus assimilis (cabbage seed weevil) is the source of this 3174-nucleotide messenger RNA. The record is from the annotation of a GenBank genome assembly. NCBI's taxonomy places the organism in Eukaryota, Metazoa, Arthropoda, Insecta, Coleoptera, Curculionidae.